CGGCUCCAUCACUGGUGAGUCGGGCCGGUCGCCACACGAUGCAACGCCUCGUCCCUCGCCCAUCCGCGCGAGUGUCGUCGGCGUCCCAGCGCCGCCCGCCUGCUCACGCCCUCGUUGACGCCGCGCGCCUGCUCACGCCCUCCAAAGCUUUGCCGUCGACGUCUCACGCCUGCGCCGUUCCCGUGCGCAAACCCGCCUCCGACUUUCACCUCCGCCGAGGGCGUGUCAUCGACGUGCUCCGCGAAUCGUACCCGCGCCUCUUUCAAGAGCGCCCCGACAUGUCGAUUUACGCGAGGAACAUCGUCUGCUUCCGGGCUGACGGCGGCGGGCCGAGGGUCCGAGGCAUUGCUGCCUACACACGCAUGUUCGACGCGCUGCACCUCUCUCGGCGCACCAUGGUUGCCGCGGCGGAGCUGCAGCACAGGCUGCACGUGUGUGACGAUGACACCAUCCGCGUGCGGUGGGCCGCGAAGAUCUGGCUGCGCCUGCCCCUCCCUCGCGCUUCGCCGCUACACGUCGACGGCGUGAGCGUCUACCUGCUCGACUCGAAUGCGCGGGUGGUGGUCCACCGCCUCGAGUUUGUGGACGUGCUGCACGACGGUCGAUCUGCAGCAGAGGGCGCUGCUCAGCCGCUCGCGGGUCCGUUGCCGCUGCCUCUCGUCUCGUGCGGCCGCGAGGGCGACUCGCGGCUACCGCUGCGAGGCGCUGGCUAGGAAUCUGGGCAAGGCCAAGGGUUUGUAGGUGCUACGGUAGUCGAAACGGUAGGUCCCCGGAGGGCAGGAGAGGGGUGUGUAAAAUGUUACUGCGCAGGCCUGGCCGCAAGUCGGAACACAGCUCAUGUGUUUUGCGUGCAGACUGCAGUCAGAGUCCGAUCGAGUGUCGUGAGUUACGAGUCGUGUUGGGUUGUUACCCGGAGAGAGGAGGGGAGGUGUAUGGUUUAGAGGGGGGAAGCUAGGCGGGCUCGAGUCACCAGUAAGCCUAAA
Messenger RNA from Emiliania huxleyi CCMP1516, 983 nucleotides. RefSeq lists its product as hypothetical. The coding region runs from base 39 to 713 and encodes 224 amino acids. The record is from RefSeq and is a predicted model, not a curated record. The transcript has a single exon. NCBI's taxonomy places the organism in Eukaryota, Haptophyta, Isochrysidales, Noelaerhabdaceae.